CUCAUGAACGGCCAACUGCCGGUCGGUCACGCGCUGUGGGGCGCGCGGGCGCGGCGGAGUUUAACUCCCGGAAGUGACGAUGGUGUUUCGCUGCGCAGCGGGGGGGAGAGACGGAUCGAAGGGGAAGUGUACGGGUUAAUAGUACAGUGCAUGGUGAUCAGUGUGUGAUAACAGUAUUGUUGAAGGUGAUCCAUGUGGGUUAACACUAGUGUAUGAUGAUCUGUGCGAAUUAUCAUCACAGUGCCGGAUAAUCCCCGGACUAAUAGUAUAGUGGAGGACGAUCUGUGCAGGUUAAUGGUAUAGAAUUUGACGAUCUGUGCAGAUUAAGAUUAUGGUGCAUGGUGAUUUAUGCGGGUUAAUCGUGUAAUGGAGCGUGAUUGCGUACUUGUGAGAUAUAUGUGUGAUUUUAUUUGCUAUGAUCUGGAUAUUAAGUUGUCAUUUUACAUGGGUCUCAUUGAAAUGCUGGGGAUGUGAUUGUAAAUUUGACUGGCUCAGUAAAAAUUCAACGUUGGGUUUUCUGGAGUAAUGCUGCAGAAUGAGGUGGACUUUACCCACGUCCCAUGGCAUACCAAGGAGCAGAAUAACAGUGAUGUGACUACCUACGCCUUAAAAUGGAUUUGGACCAGGCUGAGGAGAGCGAGGAUGUUAAUCAAUGGGCUUGUAUCCGAAAGCGAGUUAGGGAAGUUAGGAGGACUGUUGAGACUCCACCAAGCAAGAGAAAGAACAAUAACCGCACGAGUGUUUAUGAAAUAACGUUGAAGGGAGAGAAGGAGGAGAUACAAUCUGCAGCAUCAGUACCUAUGGAUCAUCUGGACCAGGUUGAAUGUGACAGUCAAGAGGAUCUCUUUGGGGACUAUGACAGCUUUGGAGAUGACAGCUGGUUAAGGGCACAAUUUGAAGAUGUUGAAAAAAAACAUUCUGUUUGCACUUCAAGCCCAAAGAGAAAUGAAAGGGAAGAAGAAGCUGUGGAUUGUUUAACAAUUCAGAAUUCUGACACACUUGGUUUACAGAAUGAGACUAAAAUGCACAAACUUCUCACAGAAGAUGCUGAAUCACUUAAAGAUUCCAGUACAAUUCCUGUACGAAGUAAUAUUGCAAAUGAACAAUUUUGUUCUAAAACUUUGCCGGAGAUUCCUGCUGAAGCAGAUGAAUUACCAAACUCACAACUUGCACUAAUGGAGGGAUUUAAUUCUCCACUGGUAAAACAUGAAAGCAAAGAGUUAGAACCAGAAGACAUCUUGUCAUUCAACUGCUUUGUCAAUAAUCUUUCUGGCAGUCCUUUGAAUACAAGAAUGCAAUAUCUUAAUGUUCAAAACCAAUCAAAGACUACAAGUUCUGGAACACACAAGAGGCUCAGCCUUAAAGAUCAGAUUAAAAAUGCAAUGACUGAAAAUGCUAAUUCACCGAUACCACACUCGUCAAGAAGCAAACAGUUGAAGGAGCUUGUCCUAUCUGAGGAAAUUAAUGUUGCAAUGAAAACUAUUCAAGCCACAUCAGACAUUGAUAUGGGGCCUUUUUACGGACUUCCAAGCAAAGUUAAGGAUUUGAUUUUCCUGUUGAAAGGCAUCAAAGAGCUUUACGAGUGGCAACAUGUUUGUCUGACGUUAAGAUGUGUGCAAGAAAGAAAAAAUCUUAUUUAUUCACUGCCUACAAGUGGCGGGAAGACAUUGGUCGCUGAGAUUUUGAUCAUGCAAGAGAUACUGUGUAGGAAAAGAGAUGCACUGUUUAUAUUGCCAUAUGUGGCUAUUGUCCAGGAGAAGGUACGAGAUCUGUCGGCUUUUGGAAUAGAAUGCAAUUUCUUAGUGGAAGAGUAUGCUGGAAGCAAAGGCAGGUUCCCACCAUUCAAGCAUCGCAAGAAGAAUUCUCUCUAUAUUGCCACCAUUGAGAAGGCCCACAGUUUAGUGAAUUCCCUCAUAGAAACAGAAAGGAUUAAUAGUUUGGGGCUUGUUGUGGUUGAUGAGCUGCACAUGCUUGGUGAAGGGAGUCGUGGAGCAGUCCUGGAAAUGGCAUUGUCUAAAAUCCUCUACACAAGCAAAACCACACAAAUCAUUGGAAUGAGUGCAACUUUGAAUAAUGUUAGCGAUUUGCAGCACUUUCUGAAAGCAGAACAUUAUACCAGCAACUUUCGACCUAUCCAGUUAAAAGAAUAUGUUAAAAUUCGAGAUAGUAUUUAUGAAGUGGACAACAAAUCAGAAGACGGUUUUACAUUUGCUCGCCUGUUGAACUACAAGUAUUCAAAUGAUAUGAAGAAGAUUGAUCCAGAUCAUCUAAUUGCACUUGUGACUGAAAUUAUCCCACAACACUCCUGUCUUUUGUUCUGUCCGACUAAAAAGAAUUGUGAAAAUGUGAGCAAGAUGCUCUGCAAGUAUUUAAGCAAGUCAUUCCUUUCUGUAAAGGCGAAAGAAAAAUGUGCUCUUAUUGCGGAAUUGAAAGACAUCGGAAAUGGUGUGAUAUGCCCUGUUUUACGUGGAACCGUGCCUUAUGGAUUAGCAUACCAUCAUAGCGGGCUGACAAAUGAUGAAAGAAAGGUUAUAGAGCAGGCCUACUCUGAAGGAACACUCUGCUUGCUAACUUGUACAUCAACACUUGCCGCUGGUGUUAACUUACCAGCUCGGAGGGUUAUCCUGAGAUCUCCUUAUGUGGCUAGGGAUUUCCUGAAGAGAAAUCAGUACAAACAGAUGGUUGGUAGAGCUGGACGAGCUGGUAUUGACACAGAAGGAGAGAGCAUUCUCAUAACGCAGGAGCAGGAUAAGAAGCUGGUUGCAGACUUAAUAAGUAAACCAAUGGAGUGUUGUUAUAGCAAUCUUAUACAUAGCAGUGAAAAGGGAAUUAAAGAUCUGCUGUUAUCCCUAAUUGGGCUAAAGGUUGCCCAGACACUUGAUAAAAUUGUUGAGUUCAUGGAUGGCACUUUACUUGGUGUGCAGCAGCAACACCACUUCAACGAAAAAAGCUUCUUGGAGGUCAUGGAACAAGCUCUUCAGCCAUUGAUGGAAAAAGGUUUAAUAAAGGGCAGAAUGUCGAGGAGUAGCGAAGGUGAAGAGAUGUGUUGUCAAUUAGAAGUCACAAAGCUGGGUCAUGCUACCUACAAAGCAUCAGUGGACUUGGAUUACUGUGAUACUUUGAACAUGGAUUUGAAGAAAAGUUUGGAGGGAUUGGUGCUUGAUAACUACCUUCAUUUAAUCUACUUGGUAACGCCAUAUGAUAUGGUUUCCCAUUGUACUCCAGACUGGAUGAUUUACUUUAGACAGUUUCAUCAGUUGGAUGUAAUUGAACAAAAUGUCUUUGCCGCGGUGGGUGUACCAGAGAGCUUCCUUACAAAGAAGGCAUCUGGUCAAGCCGUUAAGAAGACUGUAAAUGGGCUUGUCGUAAAACGGUUCUACAUGUCCUUGGUCCUUUAUUCCCUCUUCAAAGAGAUGAACAUGUGGUCUGUGGCGCAGAAGUUUAACUUGCCCCGCGGCUUUACACAGAAUUUGUUGAGUUCAACAGCAGCUUUCUCCUCCAGUGUCCUGCAUUUCUGCGAGGAAUUAGAGGAAUUCUGGGCAUAUCGUGCACUCUUUACAGACCUCACUCAGAAACUGUCUUAUUGUGUGAAACCAGAACUUAUUCCUCUUAUGGAAGUAUCUGGAGUCCGAGAGGCUCGUGCUCGACAGUUAUACAAUGCUGGCUACAGAUCUUUAUCUUAUCUGGCUAAUGCAAUCCCUGACAUGUUGGUCAAAACAAUUGAGCACCUGUCCAGACGUCAGGCUAUUCAAAUUGUUUCCUCUGCUAAGAUGCUGCUAAAUGAAAAAGCCGAAGCCCUACUCGAAGAAGUUGAAGAGCUAGUGAGACUGCCCACUGACAUACCGUAAGAUAAAUAUCUUGUGGGCCUUGCCAUCACAUUACCAGUGUUCAACAGCUUGGCAGCAAAAAUAUGGUCUCUACUGUACAUGAUUAUAACUGCAACAUGUUAUAGAACUCAGUUGGGUUUAGGUUAUGGUAUUGCAGUGUGAGACAUGGUAGAAUUGUUGCCUGAGU
Leucoraja erinaceus (little skate) is the source of this 4014-nucleotide messenger RNA. RefSeq names its product helicase, POLQ like (gene helq). The transcript is spliced from 18 exons. The record is from RefSeq and is a predicted model, not a curated record. Lineage: Eukaryota; Metazoa; Chordata; Chondrichthyes; Rajiformes; Rajidae. The coding region runs from base 612 to 3848 and encodes 1078 amino acids. Gene Ontology annotation, molecular function: ATP binding; nucleic acid binding.